GAGCCGUGAGAUAUUAUCGAGACAGUCUUCCUGAAAAGCAAAACUAAUGUUAGAAAUAGGAGUGUUUCUUUCCAAUACUGUAUCAGCUUUCUGCCUUGUUUAAUUGCGUUCACUGUCACUAAAUGUAUCGGGAAUUUAGAGAUUGAUAUACCACUGCUAGUGAUCAGAAUCAUCAUUUGUUGUGUUAGAAUUACGGUACAUCUUGGUCACACAAACUACACAAGCUCUGAUAUUGUUUAGGGGGAGAACGGAAAUACACUCGAGUGGCUAUUUAGAAAAUGGAGAUAGUUCGAGAAUUAACGUGUCUUAUUUUAACUAUUGCACCGGUCAUCUGUACCAGCAGAGAUUCCAAUGCCUAUUCAAAUUUGAAAUUAAACUUGCGCAUGCGCACUGACAACUCCAGUGAUGACAUUCUCGGACAACAGAGUGAGUUUUAUCUUAGAGAUAAAUAUUUUGACAUGUUAGCUAAGCUUACUAAGUCAUAUGGAAACUCAAACAUGCCUUUAGAGUCAAUGCAGCGGACUUUAAGGUCUUUUGAUCCGGAUUUUGACUUUCUCACAUCAGCAAAACGCGAAAAAGAAGAAUAUGAAAAUCUACAAAAUUUGCAGUAUUAUGGUACCGAGAUUCCAAAGAAAUUUACCGUCAAACGACUUUUUUCUCCAAAGUCGUUUUCCUGGAUUGAAGCAGACGACAGUUUCGGUGAUACACCUGUCAUGGAAAAUGUCGAUAGAGCACCGAUUAUGGGGAAUUUGGUGAAACGAAGUGGCGUGAGUGAGCCGAUCAAACAACAUAGACCAAACAGCUACAGUACGGACGAACAGCCACAACUGUCAAACAAUCCAUUGUCAUUUAACCCGCCAAAAUUAACCAAUGAACAAAUCCAGUCUAUGAAUAGAAAGUUAUAUUUAGAAACAGCACGAAGACUGAACACAUCAAAAGUACACGACAAUGGCGAAAAAUCGAUGAACGCAAAUGGUAUCCCUAUAUCUAAGCGUCCUAGUCAAUUCGAGCCUGACGUAUGUAAUAUGGAUGACGUCAAUAUAGACGUCAGAUUUCAUGAAAUGAUGGAGACAGAAGCUGGUCUGUUAUCUUUGGUGUGCACCGGCUCAAUCGUGGUCAAUAAAUGUGAGGGUGCCUGUAAUUCAUACGUGAAACCCAGCGUGAACAACUAUGAUGGAUUUGAAAGGAGAUGCUUCUGUUGUAAAGAUUCAUCCAUUCGAUCAAGACGAGUGACCCUGUCUGUAUGUACCCUGGGACCGGAGGAAGUGCAUGGGUACUCUAUAUCCCGGACCAUAGUUGAACCGACGGCGUGCUCGUGCCAGGAAUGCCGGAAUUAAGUACCGUCAAUGACGGGCUUUAUUCUAGUCUAUGGUGUUUAUACAUUCCAGACCAAACAAAUUCAAACGAUCAAAGAUAAAACAUCAACAUACGAAUAAUGAACUUGUCGCUUCAAUUGAAGUUUGACAAAUAGAAAUGAUAACCAUGCAGUAGCCUUAUCAUGUACAUAAUUCAUCGAAUGUUUUGUUUUACAUUUCUACAAUACUAUAUCGACCUAAAGCAGGUUUUAGUUAUACAAAAUUGUACAUAUCUUUGUCAAACCGAUGGCUAAUGUCAAUAAAGAAUCUAUUCUGCUCAUAACUAUGACUUAUUAAUUAACAAUGUUGUUCAUACCAUUUUCCUAAUACAGGUAACUUGGAAUUUUUUUGGUUAAUUGUUUGUGUAUUUCUGAAUGAAAGAACGGUUAAAUGAAUUAUUUUUUAAUAAAAUGAUAUUAGUAAAGUGACUUUUCUCCACUGAAGAACAUUUUAUUUCUUGAGUUAAAUAGUCACACAAGUAUAACAAAGGUUGAUUUUUAUAUCAACAUGCUGAAUACGCUCUGAAGUUUAUGAUUAUUCUAAUAAAUGAUUUUUGAAAUUGGUGAGGAACGCUAUUGAAAUAUUAAAUUUCAUAUGCAAUAAUUUUCUGUUAUAACGAUAUUGCUUAAAGCGAUACACCACUUAUAACGAUACAUCGCUUAUAACAAUGCGGUUGCCGAGGUCCAGGCUCUUGUUUUCAAAUAAAUUGCUUUACGGAUAAAGCGAUAUCCGGAUAUCACAAUAUAAAUUAGGCGAAAAUUCGUAUGAAAAUGAUUUUUGUUAGUAACCUUUUUUUUCAAAACUCAUUUGCAUUAUCUAAAUUGUAACACAGUCAUAAGAAUUUCUCCCUUAUUAAAUCGUAUUGGUUAGAGACGUUAUUGCGAUUAUUUAUGUGCAAAAUAAUUCUUUUUCUUAAUCAAAUUUUAUUGGAUAGGAAACACUUGUUAUAUUAUAUCGGAUAGAAUGCAGAGAAGAAAAUAGAGCAAAAAAAUGUUUAAAUACACUCACAACGCUUAUUCAAUAACGGUGACUCUUUUUUAAAAAAAAUAUUUAAAAAAUGUGCUAUAUCAAUGGACAAAUUAAAACUAUAUUCUCAUACUUUUUGCACUGUUAAAUUGACAUAAAAAUAGGAAUUCAGUAAAGUUAAUGAAUCAAAGUUAAAAUUGUCUAGCCGAUAGAAUGUUUUCAGUGAUAAUGUUUCCUUAACUCGAACAUUUAAAAACACAUUUUCCGUUUCAGUUUUUAUAACUUCUCUUUACAAAUCAAAAACUGAUUUUAAGGACUAAUAUUUUUGGAUAUUGUACAUACAAAUCAGUAUAAGACGUAUUUUCAGACAAAACCACCUACAUGAAUACUAUCAAAGUUACAAGUUUUAGAAAUAAAAGCGAAACCAUC
Ruditapes philippinarum (Manila clam) is the source of this 2750-nucleotide messenger RNA. RefSeq lists its product as uncharacterized. Gene Ontology annotation, cellular component: bursicon neuropeptide hormone complex; extracellular region. Gene Ontology annotation, molecular function: G protein-coupled receptor binding; neuropeptide hormone activity. The transcript has 3 exons. The record is from RefSeq and is a predicted model, not a curated record. The coding region runs from base 279 to 1337 and encodes 352 amino acids. NCBI's taxonomy places the organism in Eukaryota, Metazoa, Mollusca, Bivalvia, Venerida, Veneridae. Gene Ontology annotation, biological process: G protein-coupled receptor signaling pathway.